AUGAAGCAAUUUCCCAGAGCCUUGCGAUCCUCUGCGCUCGGGGGCCUGCGGCGCAUGCCGAUCUGCAACUGCCGCAUGAAUUCUACAAUGGGAGCUGACACCGUGCGAAUGCCAGGCUUUCCGAUGGCAGACAACGUCAGGAUGGAGUCUCUCGCGCGUACGCCGACAGCAUGUGAAGAGGGGCCAGACUUCGACUUCUCCCGACAUGUGCAUCUGUCUGCCCUCGACCUCGAUGGGAUCCGCGUGCGCAAGCUGUCAGAGAUGGGCUACAAGGUGGCGCCGGGUGAGAUUGACUUCGGCUACUCUGAGCCCUUUCGAUUGCUUUCCGAGGAGGGUCUCCGGUUAUAUCGGGAAGCGAUCCUGUCGAAGCCUGUGCUGGAGAACUGCUACUACUCUUGCCCCAUGGUGCCUCUGACCAUCCGCAACAUGGCUGCCCACAACAAAUUCAUCCGACAGAUGAGCACUUCCGAGGCCAUGCUACUAGCUUGCUCCAGCAUGGUUGGUUGCGAUCUUGCGUGGCACCCCUUCAGGGUGGAACACAUGAUGACCAAUAUCCAGAUGAAAGGGAAGGAGGCCGCGAAGGUGUUCGAUUGGCAUCACGACUCCAACAGCUUCGUCCUGCUUGUCAAUCUCUCCGAAAUCCCAGAGGACGGCCGGGGUGGCGGCACAUUGAUGCAGGAAGCAAGCGGCGCUGCGCAUGAGGUCCGGGCACCGGGCCCUGGCUGGGCCUACAUCAUGCAGGGCAAGCGGGUGCUGCACGCUGCGAAUGCCAGUGAGAACUGGACACGCAUCGUCUCCGUGAUCUCGUUUUGCAGCAAAGAUACGUUGGCAGCGGAGAGCCUCGAAGAGGACACGGUGGAUCUUCACUUGGCACGUAACUACACUGAUCACGCUGUCCUCGACAAGGAGUACGCAGCCUACCGACUCAGCCGCAGCAUGGAGAAGCUUUGUUUCUUGAGAGACAGAUUCCUAGAUGAGGAAGCCAACAACUUCUCAAGUCUGGUGCGGCGAGAAGAUUUUGUGAGGCACCUCGAGCACCUGAUCCGCAACCUUCAGAUCACCUCAAGCUCACUACAGAUGCUCACGGACUGGGGGCAGCCACGUCCUCGGCCACUGCCGGUGGACGAGGUCCCGGUGACCGAGAUCGCAUCUGCCUACAAUUUUUGCAAGCAUGGCUGUUGA
Symbiodinium sp. CCMP2456 is the source of this 1182-nucleotide messenger RNA. The record is from the annotation of a GenBank genome assembly. NCBI's taxonomy places the organism in Eukaryota, Dinophyceae, Suessiales, Symbiodiniaceae.